Messenger RNA from Myripristis murdjan (pinecone soldierfish), 1804 nucleotides. It is a transcript of the gene mettl8, whose product is annotated as methyltransferase 8, methylcytidine. Gene Ontology annotation, molecular function: tRNA (cytidine-N3)-methyltransferase activity. NCBI's taxonomy places the organism in Eukaryota, Metazoa, Chordata, Actinopteri, Holocentriformes, Holocentridae. The record is from RefSeq and is a predicted model, not a curated record. Bases 150 to 1334 code for a protein of 394 amino acids. The transcript is spliced from 10 exons.
GCUGAACCUAACACCACAACCAAAGACCGAUAGGCGGAAUUUAGCUGCCCUGCCUGAGAAAAAAACACUUGGACGAGCUUGAAUCCACUCAGCAUAUCCACCCUGCCUGGCGCGAAGAGGAAAGCUCCCAGCAGUUUAAACAGAGUAAAAUGCAUACAGUGCAGAGGCUCUCUCCAGCCAUAGUGGCUAAAGUUUUCAGCAGACUGGCCAUGAGACUAAACAGCACUGGAGGAAGACCACCCGCUCCACUAGGGGCGAGAUUUCUGACUGAUCCUGAUGACAUCUUCAAGCACAACAUGUGGGAUCAUGUGCAGUGGACAGAGGAGGAGAAAGAGACUGCCCGUCAAAAGGCAAAAGAAAAUUCCUGUGUCCGGAUUCCUCUAAAUGAACAAGGUAAAUAUGAUACAGAGGCCUGCAGUUACUGGGACAAGUUUUAUGAGAUGCACCAGGACAAGUUCUUCAAAGAUCGCAAGUGGCUGCUCCUCGAAUUCCCAGAGCUGCUUCCUGUGCGGGCAGAAAGCAUCGCCACAGACGGCUGUCAGGGUGGGCAACAGACCGUGCACCCACAACCUCGAGGAUCUGGCAGGGACACUGAGAGCGGGCACCCUCAGCGCUGUAGUCUCACUCAGCAGCACAGAAAGACAGACUCUUCCGCACGCCAACACUCGUGUCGGAGAGAGGAGCUAGAAAAUGAUGACUCCGCUGCACAAACUGCUUCCUUCCCUGGACAGCAUGCUUCUUUCAGGAUCUUGGAGGUUGGAUGUGGUGUGGGUAACAGUGUAUUUCCUGUUGUUAACUCAAUCAAGGAAACAGGUGCAUUUUUAUACUGUUGUGACUUUUCCCCGCGUGCAAUUCAGCUGGUCAAGGACCAUCCAGACUAUGAUCACUCUGUGUGUCAUGCCUUUGUCCAUGACAUUUGUGAGGAGGUGGCCUCCUUUCCCUUUCCUCCUCAGAGCCUGGAUGUUAUUCUGGCAGUCUUUGUGCUCUCCUCCAUUCAUCCAGAGCGAAUGCAAGCCGUUGUGAACCGACUGUCUACCUACCUGAAACAUGGAGGCGUGUUUCUCCUCCGUGAUUAUGGCAGAUAUGACUUUUCACAGCUUAGGUUUAAGAAAGGACGGUGCUUAUCAGAGAAUUUCUACGUACGUGGAGAUGGAACUUGUGUUUACUUUUUCACCAAAGAGGAGGUUCAUAACUUAUUUGUCAACGCGGGAUUGGAGGAGGUGCAGAAUCUGGAGGACAGACGACUGCAAGUGAACAGAGGAAAGAAAGUUGCAAUGCACCGGGUGUGGAUGCAGAGCAAGUACAGGAAAUCAUAUCCACCUCCACCAUGUUAACACCGCACCUGGCACGGCCCCAUUUGGAACUAGGCCUUCUGCAUUUUACUACUGCACUUGUACUUACAUAGAUUUUUUUUUUGUACCAUGAAGAAUGUGAGCAACACAGACAAAACUAUUGUCAAUAAACUUAUAAAAACAUGUGUAUCAAAUAUCAGUGGUCUUUUCUGGGUUUGCAUAUAACAGUGUGUGCAUACAUAUAAUGCUCAUGGUUAGGUUUUCGUUGUUUACAGGAACCUCCAUAGAUCUAUGGACAAUGAACUAAGAAACCGACUAAUUAAAUAAAAAUCUAUAAAAUGUUACUGGACAGGGAUUUGGGAUUUUAUUUUUUAAUUUUAUUUUCCCUUUAAAUAAUUCUGAACUAAUUAAGGAGAUUAUUUAUGAUCUCCGAAGUCAUGUCUUAUAUAUAUCUUUUAUUAUUUAAGCACUUUCCCUUAUUCCUUUGCUUUUAAGUAGGCAUAUCCUAUUUC